CCUGCCCUCCCGCAUCAUUCUCUUAAAGCUGGGUGCCUGGGGCACUAGCACUAUCAUGGGGGUGUCCUGAGCUGAAGCAGGGUGUUGGGUCACUGCUGCUGCCGCCACUGUCACUGCUGUGUCAGCUCUGGUGGGGACGACACCUGAUCAGGUAUCCUGACGUGAAAGAGAGGAGGGAAAAAGGCUGACGAGCAUGCCAGCACUUAAGACGUAGGCAGAGUGGAGUCCACAAAGGGGAAUCAGAAGAAAUAGCCUGAGAAGAAGCAGGGGACCCAGGAGAGGGGGCAUCAUGGAAGCCAAGAGAAGGAAGAGAGGCCACAGGGUAACCUUCUGUGACUGGACGGCCAGGGCUGUUGAGCUGUCUGCCAUCUCAAAACCCAGCUGUAAGCCAGCGUGGCAGGGGCUGUGCAUGGAAGGCAGGAGCUGGGACCCCAGAAGGCAACUGUGCCCGCCGGGCAUCAUGCUGCUGGCCUUUGCCACUCUGCUCAGCUGCCUGCUCACCUCCGGCCAGGCCAAGGUCUACAGUCGCUGUGAGCUGGCCAGAGCCCUCCAGGAUUUCGGCAUGGAGGGAUACCGGGGAUACAGCAUGGCUGACUGGGUCUGUCUUGCUUACUUCACAAGUGGCUUCAAUACAGCUGCUGUGGACCAUGAAGCUGAUGGGAGCACCAACAAUGGCAUCUUCCAGAUCAGCAGCCGGAAGUGGUGCAAAAAUCUCAGCACAGAUGUCCCCAACUGGUGCCAGAUGUACUGCUCCGACUUGCUGAAUCCUAACCUUAAGGACACUGUCAUCUGUGCCAUGAAGAUAGCUCAACAGCCCCAGGGGCUGGCCAGCUGGGAGGCCUGGAGGCGUCACUGCCAGGGCAAGGACCUCAAGGACUGGGUGGAUGGCUGUGACUUGUAGGAUCCUCUGUGGAUGGACCGGGCCACGCACAGCAGGCUGGGAGAUGUGGUUUGGUUUCUGACGCAGGCUUGGGAAGACAAGCCAACCAAUAAAGAGUGGUUUAACCCAA
This is a messenger RNA of Panthera uncia (snow leopard), 1010 nucleotides long. It is a transcript of the gene SPACA3, whose product is annotated as sperm acrosome associated 3. Gene Ontology annotation, cellular component: acrosomal vesicle; sperm flagellum. Gene Ontology annotation, biological process: fusion of sperm to egg plasma membrane involved in single fertilization. NCBI's taxonomy places the organism in Eukaryota, Metazoa, Chordata, Mammalia, Carnivora, Felidae. Bases 290 to 901 code for a protein of 203 amino acids. The transcript is spliced from 6 exons. The record is from RefSeq and is a predicted model, not a curated record. Gene Ontology annotation, molecular function: lysozyme activity.